AGAUGAACAAAAUUUUUUUUUUGCAAAAUUGGUAAUUGGUCCACGUGGCCUGUAAAAGUGGUAAGAAGGUGCUAUAUAAAGCUAUCUAGGGGAGCUGGAGUGACCUACAAUAGAUCAAGAUGUCAGAGGAUGAUUUCCCCAAAAGCCCUUCACCUUCAGACUCUGAAGGUGAGGGGGCGGGGUCAGAAAACCAUAAAGAUCUACUGUCUGCUAUUAGCACACUGGGAAAGAAGAGGAAGAGAGUGGGUCAGAGAAGCGAGGCAGCUGGUCAAGUAUCAGAGCAUCACCUUGACACAGGGACGUCAGGUGGUGUAAGUGUGGGGGCGUUACUGGCAGGUGUCAAGACCCCCUCAUUGGCCGCUCUACAUCAACGUCUGGCUAGUGCCGAGGAUAAGGGGAAACCCCUGCCCACCCCCCUCUCCAGAGUGAGGGCUGAUCAGAUCCAACGAGGGGUUGCGUACGUGGAGAGCUCUAAACAGGUGGCCAAGUGGGCCCCAAUCGUCAAGAAGAACAGAGAGGCCGAGCACUUGUCGUUUCCCCUGCAAGAGGAUCGAGUUGCUCCGCCUUCUCUCUCAACCAAAGUGGACAACUUCAAGCCGCAGUCUGAUUUUGAGCUCCAAAUAGCGAGUGUUCUGGCUGGAAGUGACAAUGUGGAGGUUGAGAAUGAAGAGCUGACUAAAGCAGAGAGAGAGUCUCUUACUCGCCUCUCGCUGGAGGAGGCAACCGAGCGGAGGAGAGAGCUACAGAAGAUGAGAGCCCUCAUGUCCUAUUAUGAACAGAAAGCCAAACGAACUAAGAAGAUCAAGAGCAAAAAGUUCCAUCGUAUCCAACGCAAGAAACGAGAGGCCAUACAAGCCAAGCUUCCUAUUACCGAGGGGGAGGAGGAAGAGGGCGUGGCUGACAAGGCAGAGCGGCUGAGGGCCGAGGAGAGGAUGACACUGAAACACAGUCGAAUGUCCAAGUGGGCCAAACAACAGCUGACCAGAGUGCACAAAGAGAGCUCAACACAGGAGGCAUUGUCUGAGCUCCACUCCAAGGGACAGUCCCUCAAGACCAAAGCCCCACAAGACUCCAGCAGCAGUGAGGAGGAGGAUGAUCCAUCAGAUACAGAACUGGACAUUUUAGAUGAGCCGAGUAGCCAUGGCAACCCCUGGCUACAACACUCGGACAGUGCUGUUAGUAAGACCACAUACCCCCAGAUAGUGACCCCCUCGCUCACUAGCCCCCUCGUCAGGGGGGUAGUGAUGUCCGACCUACCCCCAGACCAGCUGGGGAAUGUGGCAGAGGCCUUUGCUGGAGACGAUGUUGUUAGACAGUUUACGGAAGAGAAACAGCAGCUGCUGGAGGACAGCAAGGCGUUGACCCUUGACCUCACGUUGCCGGGUUGGGGUGUGUGGGGUGGAGAGGGGGUCAAGCCUCCACGAAAGGCAAGAAAGAUUGUGAAGAAGAUCCCUGAGAAACCAAGGAGAGAUGCACAUAUCAAGAAUGUCAUUAUCUCAGAAAAUACUGACAAAAAGAUUGACAAACAUCUGGUGAAGGGAUUGCCAUGGCCGUACACUUCGAGAGACCAGUACAACAGGACCCAUUCUGGCCCUCUAGGCAGACAUUGGAACACUGAGGCCACCUUCCACUCUGUCAUUAAGCCACGAGUCACCACGGCAACAGGUUGUGUUAUUGAACCACUCAAGCUCACGGAGGAUGUGCAAGAAUUCAUGAAACGCACUCAAAAAAAGAACAAGACUUUGGUAGCUAAAAAACGAAAGAACUUGACAGCUUAAUUUAUCCUCUGAUUUCUGUGUAAGUGCACUUUUGAGUAUUGUUUUCAAUAAAAUGUCGCCCACGGGAAUGUGCGGUUUAUUAUUC
Halichondria panicea is the source of this 1863-nucleotide messenger RNA. Its product is annotated as U3 small nucleolar RNA-associated protein 14 homolog A-like. Lineage: Eukaryota; Metazoa; Porifera; Demospongiae; Suberitida; Halichondriidae. The record is from RefSeq and is a predicted model, not a curated record. The transcript is spliced from 16 exons. Gene Ontology annotation, biological process: rRNA processing. Gene Ontology annotation, cellular component: small-subunit processome; nucleolus. Bases 120 to 1778 code for a protein of 552 amino acids.